This is a messenger RNA of Pungitius pungitius (ninespine stickleback), 1001 nucleotides long. RefSeq names its product putative gustatory receptor clone PTE01. Gene Ontology annotation, molecular function: odorant binding; G protein-coupled receptor activity; olfactory receptor activity. Lineage: Eukaryota; Metazoa; Chordata; Actinopteri; Perciformes; Gasterosteidae. Gene Ontology annotation, biological process: G protein-coupled receptor signaling pathway; detection of chemical stimulus involved in sensory perception of smell. Gene Ontology annotation, cellular component: membrane. The record is from RefSeq and is a predicted model, not a curated record. The transcript has a single exon. The coding region runs from base 36 to 1001 and encodes 321 amino acids.
ACUAAUAUUGAGUCAGCGUUGCUGUUACAUCCUCUAUGACUCACGUUGUUGUACGCAUAGUGCGCAUCAAAAAAAUGCAAAACUCCACUGAGGUUGUGUCUUUUGUGCUGUCUGCCUAUGGUAACAUUGGAAACUUAAAAUACCUGUAUUUCAGCAUAAUACUAUUAUGGUACAGCUCUAUUUGUGUGUCAAACACAAUUCUUAAUGUGGUCAUAUAUAAGGACAGAGGAUUGCAUGAGCCAAUGUAUUUGUUAUUAGGUAAUUUAUUUAUGAAUGAAAUAAGUACAAGCACAUCACUAUAUCCUCUUCUGCUCUCACAGAUGUUUUCAGAUACACAUGAAGUGACGUUGCCAUGGUGUUUUCUGCAGAUGUUUUGUAUCUACACGUGUAGUUGUGUCCAGUUAUGCAGUUUAACAGCUAUGGCCUAUGACAGAUAUGUCUGUAUCUGUUAUCCUUUAUACUACAAUGUUUUUAUGAGCAACAGGAGAGUAGGUAAGAUCAUUCUGCUUGUUUGGAUUUAUUCAUUUACUAGCUAUAUGUUCUCAUUUUCAUUCAUCCUCCCUUUGAAGUUCUGUGGAAAUGUUAUUGACAAAGUGUUUUGUGACCAACAGUUAAUUAUUAAACUUGCAUGUUCAGUCUCAGCACUUACCAGCAUAUCUGACUUGUUUUUUGGCUUUAUGAGUUUGAUUCUCCCUUUGAGUCUCAUUUUUGUCUCUUACAUAAAGAUUUUGUGGGUUUGUCUAAUUGUGUCAAAAGAAAGCAAACAAAAAGUCUUAACAACCUGCACACCUCAGAUUGUCUCACUGGCAAACAUUUUUGCCUACGCCACCUUUCAUUUUGUGGGCUCCAGGGUGGAUAUUCGCUAUAUAUCAGAUAAAAUACGUGUUAUUUUAUCCUUAUAUAUCCAUAUUCUUCAACCUAUGAUCACCCCCUUCAUGUACGGACUUUACCUACCCAAAAUAAGACAAUCGUGUAAAAGACUUCUGUUUGAUAGAAAAUAA